Durotheca rogersii is the source of this 381-nucleotide messenger RNA. RefSeq lists its product as uncharacterized. The coding region runs from base 1 to 381 and encodes 126 amino acids. The transcript has a single exon. The record is from RefSeq and is a predicted model, not a curated record. NCBI's taxonomy places the organism in Eukaryota, Fungi, Ascomycota, Sordariomycetes, Xylariales, Xylariaceae.
AUGGCCGGCUCGAAGAUCAUCUCCCGAAUCAUCAUCAUCUCCUUCGUUUUCAUCCUUUUCGUGUCGAUGGCAUGGAGCCACCCCUCCACCACGCUCUCUGACCAAGACCAAGCCAGUAAUACUAGUUUGCUUCAUCCUGUCACCGCCGGUUCGAAGGACGCUAGUAACCAAGCCCAAGGUGACAAGGGUGUUCCGUUCAUGGGAUUCGUCGGUCAGGAGCAAGAUGCGGCUACUCCUGAGUGUGUUGACACGUUAGACCAGAGAGGCAACACGCCUACUUCUACGUCUAGCGCUAGGAAUCUUACUAGGGAUUCGUUGAAGAGGAAGGCCGUGCUGGCUUUCGUGAUCUCGAUCACGCUGAUUCUGAUGGCAAAGGCUUAA